Molecule: messenger RNA, 3694 nt
Organism: Gamsiella multidivaricata
Lineage: Eukaryota; Fungi; Mortierellomycota; Mortierellomycetes; Mortierellales; Mortierellaceae
Exons: 6
Coding region: 176-3529 (1117 amino acids)
Biological process (GO): nuclear-transcribed mRNA catabolic process, nonsense-mediated decay
Cellular component (GO): telomerase holoenzyme complex
Molecular function (GO): telomeric repeat DNA binding; protein binding; telomerase RNA binding
Source: RefSeq, a predicted model, not a curated record
CACCACUAGUUAAGUGGUAUACAAAUGACAAUUGGAAAAUGAACGCACGCACGACGUUCUUCCUUCUUCACGCACUUUUCCACCUUCACAGCAUUCGUUCAACCCCGUCGUUGUCUCCAUUUCACAUUGCCAUCGACAACAUCAACACUACACUACUAUAACAUGGCCAUAGAGGAUGUCAAGUUCCACCAGUCAACUCUCUCCUGAACAUCACAUCCAGAUUGUGCGACAGCUUUAUUUAGAUGCCACCCUCAUUGAACAAACUAUCCAGCAGCAUGUAGAGGCCAACAAGGUCGGAUAUCGAUCCAGCAACUCUUCGCAUCCCUCUUCGCUCGCCAGUGAGCGACGCUUGAACCUGUCCGAUACUUCUUCAACCUCUUCAAGUCAUCGCAGGCAAGCAUCAGCUUCUCCUCAGAACCAAAGACGCGGCGGUCGACAGCAGCAGCCACCACAGCAGGAAGAGCAGGGCUUCCAAGUGCCUCCUUCAUCCCAUUUUCGUUCCAGCCAUGAAGAAUUGACCUUCCUAAGAGACAGGUAUACCUUCAAGGAUAUGCUGGGAACAAUGGAUGUCUCUUACGUACGCAUGCCUUCUCUAACUCGGAAUGUCUUAUCUCCAUCAAUUCAUUUGAAAUCAAUGCUACUGCACGCUAGUCUCAAGGACGUCUACGAGGUUGUGUUGCUCGAAGAUUUGGUUACCGCAGUCGAAAAAUCGGUUGAUGAGCGCCUCUGGAGGCACGUAUUCUAUACACCCAUCGAGGAACUGCGGGCUGAGCUGAGAAAGCUCGAUAAGAGCAGUAGUCGUCGCCAGGAGAUCAUGGACGAGCUCAGCAAAUUGUUGGACAAAGGGACAGGGUUCUAUCAUGAAAUGAUCACGGCCUUGCGUUGUGAACAUGAUCUCGACCUGAGCACCGUUGCAGUAGAGGUACUCCAGUCUGAGGCAGGGGCCACUAAGAGCAAAUUGAUGACAGCCAGUGAAAUUAAGCCCUCACAGAGUCGCAGCAAGAGUGGUCGCAGUCGCCAGCAGUCGAGAACAAAAGAAGAGCCGCCCGGACCGAUCUACUCGACCGAGGCGAUUGCGAGCUGCAUCCAAAAAUGUUUCAUUUAUCUGGGAGACUUGGCACGAUACAGAACCAACAUCCGUCUGGAGACUCAGGCCACGCUGGCAACUGCGCAUCACUCUGGAACAAACCAAAACGCGCCGCCCAUUAAACCCUCUGCAUCGGAUUGGCAGGCCGCGCACAGGUUCUAUAAGCGGGCGAUCCAAACAUUCCCGGACAGUGGGAAACCGUAUGGUCAGCUGGCGAUCCUUGCUUCGUAUGCCAACGAUGACCUGGAUGCGCUGUAUUGGUACACUCUCAGCUUGGGAACAAAAUACCCAUCGAUCGUAGUGCGAGACAAUCUAAAGGUAUUUUUCUCUCGAUACCAGAAUCGAGUCAAGGACUUGCUAUCCUCCAUAUGUCUGGCCGUUGACAAUCCGACCGACGCCAUGAGCACGGAUGAGGACACGGGUAGUCCCCGGGUAGCCAACCGUACUUCAGCGCAGCAGUUGGCCAUGACAAGAUGUGACCUAAAUGUAUUGUUUAUCAAAAUUCAGAUGGACCUCUUUGCACCUCACCUCGACAGUAUCACUUUCAGCAACUCGACUCUCAUGGGUGUUUUCAAUCAAAAGCUACAGUCCAGACUGAACAAGGAAGGAUCUGAGGAAAGCAUUCUGAAGAUGAUCGUUUCGAUGAUCUUUGUUGUGUAUGAUCUUCAUGCGCGAACGAAUCUGUCAUCAUUUGCGACCGAGUCAACGACAAAGGAGGGCGCAAUGGGGUUGAAGCAGGCACAGCGAGCUGGACUCGUCUAUUUAUUAGGGAUGGUUACUGUCGUGUUGAAUCGCCAGUUGUCUAUAGUGAGUCGCGAGGGGCCAAUGCGCUCUCCCUUGAAUCAGGAUCUGCUCUUGCCCAUCCAUCUUUUGAUCGAAUUCUGGAUAUCUCACUGGGACCAAGUAUGGGGGAUGAUCCGUCUGGAAGAGAAAUGGGCAGGCAUAUCCAGUCGCUCCGACCUCUCGCUCAAAACGACCACGGUGGCGUUUUUCCGAUCCCUUGUCAGCCUGAUCAAUAUUGCCCACUCUCAGGACCAAAGACGCCCCAGCUCGGACGAUAUUUCGCAACAGGCACUCAGUCUUUUACAGCAGGACCGCGACCAUCACUAUGGACUCAUGCCCUUCCGUCGAUUCCAUUGUCAGCUAUCGGUGCAAUUUGAUGUUGUCGAGAACCCGGAGGAGACGAGGUUGUAUCGACUACUGUUCUUCGCCGACAAGGUCAUCCAAGCGAGCGAAGGCAUCCGCGGAACAGUUGUUGAGUUGACUUUAGAGCCACUGUCUGAUGAGGAUGGGACAGGAGCCACUCAGUACAGGCUGCUGGAUGCUGAGUAUAAGCGUUUGCUUCGCGAACGGGGAUCAAAGGCUCUGGCGUCCCAUUGGCUUCAGGAUCAGGUGUCCUCGCUACAAAAGGGCCUGGAGAGCACGGAGCGUAAGAGUGCGCACUCCAGUCGUCAGGACGGACAGCAAGUCAAGAGGGAAAACUCGCGGAGCAGAGCACUCAUUCCUAUAUCGGCCCUUCCUGGAACAGUGAAGCUUCCUCUGACUGGCCAAACACGACUAACGGAUCACUAUCAACGAGGUGCGCCGAAAUUUAACGUACCGGGAGUGGCACAGCGUGGACGUUCUGCCGCCGAAAAAAGUGCUGCCACUGGUUCUUUACAGUCCAAGGGUCAGUUCGACAAACACGCGGCGCCUCACUGGACCUGCGUCGUGGACUUUUCUGUGCUCGUCUGGAGUCUGACGGAGAUCAAGACGUUAUUGGACCAUCGUCGAUGUCUCAUUAUCGUGCCCCUGGACGUUAUUGACCGACUUGAUCAUGCCAAGAAGGGUCAGGAAAAGGAGAAUCAGAAGGCGAGAGAGGCCAUUCGGUUCCUGGAUGACCGGCUGAAUCUCACUCGCUGGGGCAUGUCAGAACCAUUGCUUGUGGGACAGAACGUCAAGGACAGUCUCGCACGCUGGAGUGAAGCCGUGCCCUUUUUGGUGGAUGAAGUCGAGGCCCCUGCAGGGACAAGCGGUGCCGUCAAGGUAGAGCAGGAUGGUGAUGCGGAUAUGGACGAGACACCAUCUUUGACAGAUCCAAAGAGUGCAGAUACGAGACCUACUGAUUAUCAAACUGACAGCACUAUGGAACACCACGGUCAAGAAUCGAGGAAGCGCGGAAGAGAUCCUGCACAAUCCGAGGAGAAUAUCACAGAAGAAGAAGAAGAGGAGGAGGAGGAGGAGGAGGAGGAGGUCGAAGUUCGGAAUGCCAUGAAUGUGCCCAGAGUCUGGCGCCCUAUCCUGGGAGCAUGCCUCUUUAUGUUACGGAAACGAGACGAGGCCCACCGGAUCCCAGAAGAACGGUUCGUGCUGCUGACAGAGGAUCCGGACCUGGCCUACUACGCUGGAUGGUUCAACAUCCCGUCGAGCGCCAUUCACGCUUGGAAGCACAACGGUCUUUAAUCUUUAUGCACGUCAAUAAUAAAGAAGACCACUAUCUCUCAAUAUUUUACGAGUGUAUACAUGUGAGUUGACCGGGCAACUCGGGUCAACUCAUUCCGACCCAGAAUAAUGUCCACUCAAAUGACGGGAACAAUUACACAAAGCGUGCAGAAAUAAAAUAAAAGG